UUUUUCCCUAUUGCGCUUUCCCUUUUUCUCCCCCACUCAACUUUUCUUCCCUGAUCUUUCUCCGGCUAAUCAGUGUGCCUGGUGAAAGAAGGGGGGAAAAAUUCUGCGUUCUUUGUUUUCAUUUCCCCCACACGGUAGCAACUGCCCUGGUCGAGGAGAAAUGGGGAGUGUUUCGUCGGAGGACGAUGGCGAGAGGUUCGAGCUCGACGGGUACAGCUUGAGCGCCGACGUCAGCGAGUCGGAGAGCAGUUCUAGCUGCGUCUCGUCGUCUUCGUUCCGGCAUUUCGACGGCGGUGACUGCGGUGGAGGAGGUGGAAGAGAUUCCACUUCUCUCCUCACGUCGACUUGUUCGCUCGCUCCACCAUUCCGUGACGCGCCUGAGUUGGACGACGAGGUGUACGCCCCGCCGGUUACUCUGAUGCCGCCGGUGAUCGACGGGAGGCACGUGUUGAUUCCGACGAAGAAGGCAGAGAAACCGGAGUCGGAAUUGUCCGAAACUGAACUAAUGAAAGAGAGAUUCGCCAAGCUUCUGCUUGGAGAAGACAUGUCAGGUGGAGGAAAUGGAGUUUCCACUGCUCUGGCAAUAUCCAAUGCCAUAACUAAUCUCUCUGCUUCUGUAUUUAGCCAACUGUGGAAGUUGCAACCAUUAUCACCUCAAAAGAAGGCAAUCUGGUACCGAGAGAUGGAGUGGUUUUUAUGUAUAAGCGAUUCCAUUGUAGAGCUAGUUCCAUCGGUCCAGAACUUCCCUGGUGGGGGAACCUUCGAGAUCAUGGUACCACAGCCACGGUCAGACCUUUUUGUCAAUGUCCCAGCUCUAAAGAAGAUCGAUGCCAUGCUGCUCAAUAUUCUAGAUGGGUUCUCUAAUUCAGAAUUCUGUUACGUGGAGCGUGGAAUUGUAGUCUCUGGAGAUGAUGACACCAAGAACUUCAUGUUGUCCUUGACUUCUGGGUCUGAGACAUCGUCGGUGAGGCUUGAAGAGAAAUGGUGGCUGCCGUUUCCUAAAGUUCCUCAAAAGGGAUUGUCUGAGAAUGCAAGGAAGAAGUUGCAGCAGUGUAGGGAAUGCACUAAUCAGAUUCUUAAAGCUGCCAUGGCUAUUAACAGCAAUGUGCUUGCUGAGAUGGAAAUCCCAGAUACUUACUUGGACAGCCUGCCCAAGAGCGCGAAAUCUUGUUUAGGAGAGACGUUACAUGGUUACCUAGCUGCUGACAAAUUCUCUCCUGAUGGCUUCAUGGAUCGCUUAGAUUCAUCCUCUGAAUUCACCAGUCUGGAAGUAGCUAACCAGAUUGAAGCUGCUGCUCAUAUAUGGAACCAGAAAUACAUCAGAAAGUACAUGGCUGGCGGAGGGAGGUCGACAACAUCAUCGUCAUCAUGGGGUGGCAAAAAACUUAAAAGCUCAGCUGCCGAGAUUCCCAAAUGCAAGAUUCUGGCAAAAAGAGCCGAGAAUGUCUUGCACAGUUUACGCAUUCGGUUCCCUGGCCUCCCACAGACCUCCUUAGACAUGAGCAAGAUUCAACAUAACAGGGAUGUAGGGCGUGCCAUCAUCGAGAGCUACUCGAGGGUAAUGGAGAGCCUAGCAUUCAACAUCGUGGCGAGAAUCGAAGACCUCCUAUAUGUCGACGACGCCACAAAGCAACGUGCAGCAGCAGAGUCUCUGUACACAGCACAAGGCAGGCUGAGUUGUUCAUUUGCCAAACAAAGGUGGAUAUCCCCCACAGCUCCUUUCUCUUUCGACCAUUCCGGUGAGUUAGUCAGUUAUCAUCAUGACAGCAGAACCAUUCCGCAGUCUCCAAGGAAUAGCCAUAGUAGGGAAAGGGAGCCUCUAGAUCAAGCUCUAGAGAAGCUGACUUUCUAAUGCCCUACUACCCCAUAACAGUUUCUUCCUUCCUUUCCCAACUCCCAUUCCCUCGAGCACAUGGGUAGAUUGACAGAGUUCAUAGAUCUGUACAUAUGAACGAUUGACGUUUUUAGCAGUUGAAAAAUUGGGAGUCGGUUGGUUAUUUAGGGGCAGGGAGGCAUCGCAGUGGCGUGAUAUGCAAUAUGGGCUAUAACUAGUUUGGGAAGUCGUACGUUGUAUUUAUAGGAAUAGGUAGUCGAUUGAGGGUCUGUCUUCAUUCUAAUUGCUAGAGUUGAUUAGCUGUGUGGGUUCGUUCUAGAUUCGUAGGAGCUGAAAGCUACUGAAGUUGUAAUGACCAUAGAGAUGGGUGAGCGUCAAGUUUCUCUCUUUGUCGCUGUACCUAUCAGCAGUAGAAAGCAGUGGACCACCAGAAUAAGUAUCCCGGAUUCCAAACAGAUGUAUGCAGAUUGCAGAGGAAGAGAGCUGUAAAAUUGAGAAUAUUUAUGGUUGUUAAGUUUUCAGUAAAUCAGGGGUGAAGUUUGCUUAGCUGUAAAAUUAAUUGCUUGAAUGAAUUUCGUGUUCUACG
Linum trigynum is the source of this 2420-nucleotide messenger RNA. The record is from the annotation of a GenBank genome assembly. NCBI's taxonomy places the organism in Eukaryota, Viridiplantae, Streptophyta, Magnoliopsida, Malpighiales, Linaceae.